Molecule: messenger RNA, 2808 nt
Organism: Cercocebus atys (sooty mangabey)
Lineage: Eukaryota; Metazoa; Chordata; Mammalia; Primates; Cercopithecidae
Gene: PHKG2
Product: phosphorylase kinase, gamma 2 (testis)
Exons: 9
Coding region: 1480-2550 (356 amino acids)
Biological process (GO): protein phosphorylation; glycogen biosynthetic process
Cellular component (GO): phosphorylase kinase complex
Molecular function (GO): phosphorylase kinase activity; ATP binding; calmodulin binding
Source: RefSeq, a predicted model, not a curated record
GAACUCGUGAUCUGCCAGCCUCAGCCUCCCAAAGUGCUAGGAUUACAGGUGUGAGCCACCGCGCCCGGAUGACUGAAUAGUUCUAAAUGGGAAGAAUCAGUGGUAAGUGGAGAACAUCUGGUGACUAGACUGUUACCGUGGGUCAACCCCAUAUGUUUCACGGAUUCAUUCAUUUAUGCCUUCAACACACACGGAUGGUUGACGCACCUACCGUGCCAGACACAAAGCUCAACACGGGGAGGGUAGAAAAGAUACCUAUGCCCUUGAGGUACUCCACCUGAAGUGAACGUUAAAAGGCAUCAGGCUAGAUAGGUAGAGGUCUGUAUCAAGUGUUAUGGGAUUCCAGAAAAACAGUUUCCCAGGAGUCACCUUUGGGCUGGGUCUUGAGGUAUGAGUAGGAGUUCAGGGGGGUCUUUAAAAUCAUAAAAAUGUAUGCGUGUGGUAGAUGUCUACAACUUUCAUCAGAUUCUCAAAGAGGCUCGUUAAAGCUGGGUCAUAAUUAAAACAUGGCCGCAAACUCAGAUGCCCUUAGUGGUUGCGCAGGAAAUUAAAACCAUGACGUGGCCAAGAGUAACAGAGUAGGAAGUGUUGUGUAAGGUGGAGGAUUCAUGUCCCACCUAUGAUGUGUGAAUUCAGAUUUGUUAAAAAAAAAAAAAAAAAAAAAUUGCACUGGCCAAAACGUACCACAUCGGAGGGCUGUGUUUGGCCUAUGGAUCAAUAGUUUACAUCCCUUGAUUUAACUAGAUGUGGGUGACCGAAUUCCCAAGUGAGUUAUGUGAGGCCAGGAGGCCCCACAGAGCAUAGUAGUAAGGCUCUGUGAAGGGCAGCGAGGGAACCAGCAUAAGAAAUGGAAUUUGAGGCCUGAUCCUGGAGGGAUUUGCUCCUUAGUCUCAGGAAUGUGUAGGGUCAUAUGGAGUUGGUGAUAGCUUGAGCAAGGAAAUCCUUAUCUAGGACUUUGUGUGUGCCUCAUGAAUGCCCUUCAACAUCCCUUCAGGAUGCUGUUGGCCACAUUUCACAGUUGCAGGAGCUGAAGCCCAAGGACCUUAUGUCAGGGGACGACUUAGGUUAAUUGGUAGCAAAUCUGGGGUCUACUCUAAGGUCUGAUUUUCAGCUUUGGUCUUCUAGUCAAUGGCUUCAUAUUUAUUUGGAGUUUCCUACACUUGAGGGAACUUUGGGAUUUGGAUGGGGUAAUCAGGGAAGUGCAAGUGGAAUAUGGAGGGAGACUUAAAUCUUUCUUCCCCCUUCCUUCAAGGAGCAGGUGCUGAGGCUCAGUGUGGGAAGGACUUGCCUAGGCUUUCCCAUGGAGGAAGUGGCAGAGCCUGGAUUUGAACCCAGGCCCUACCUGCCUUCCCUGUGAGCUUUGUGUGUGCCUUGCUGGGUACCCAGGUUCCUGAGGCUGCUGUGAAGCCAGGAGGAGUGAGCUCUGUGGUGCGCCGUUGUGUUCAUCGAGCUACUGGCCACGAGUUUGCCGUGAAGAUUAUGGAAGUGACAGCUGAGCGACUGAGUCCUGAGCAGCUGGAGGAGGUGCGGGAAGCCACACGGCGAGAAACACACAUCCUUCGCCAGGUCGCCGGCCACCCCCACAUCAUCACCCUCAUCGAUUCCUACGAGUCUUCUAGCUUCAUGUUCCUGGUGUUUGACCUGAUGCGGAAGGGAGAGCUGUUUGACUAUCUCACAGAGAAGGUAGCCCUCUCAGAAAAGGAAACCAGGUCCAUCAUGCGGUCUCUGCUGGAAGCAGUGAGCUUUCUCCAUGCCAACAACAUUGUGCAUCGAGAUCUGAAGCCCGAGAAUAUUCUCCUAGAUGACAAUAUGCAGAUCCGACUUUCAGAUUUCGGGUUCUCCUGCCACUUGGAACCUGGCGAGAAGCUUCGAGAGUUGUGUGGGACCCCAGGGUAUCUAGCGCCAGAGAUCCUUAAAUGCUCCAUGGAUGAAACCCACCCAGGCUACGGCAAGGAGGUCGACCUUCUCUUUCCCAGCUGGGCCUGUGGGGUGAUCUUGUUCACACUCCUGGCUGGCUCGCCACCCUUCUGGCACCGGCGGCAGAUCCUGAUGUUACGCAUGAUCAUGGAGGGCCAGUACCAGUUCAGUUCCCCUGAGUGGGACGACCGUUCCAGCACUGUCAAAGACUUGAUUUCCAGGCUGCUGCAGGUGGAUCCUGAAGCACGCCUGACAGCUGAGCAGGCCCUACAGCACCCCUUCUUUGAGCGUUGUGAAGGCAGCCAAUCCUGGAACCUCACCCCCCGCCAGCGGUUCCGGGUGGCAGUGUGGACAGUGCUGGCUGCUGGACAAGUGGCCCUAAGCACCCAUCGUGUACGGCCACUGACUAAGAACGCACUGUUGAGGGACCCUUAUGCGCUGCGGUCAGUGCGGCGCCUCAUCGACAACUGUGCCUUCCGGCUCUAUGGGCACUGGGUGAAGAAAGGGGAGCAGCAGAACCGGGCAGCUCUCUUUCAGCACCGGCCCCCUGGGCCUUUUCCCAUCAUGGGCCCUGAAGAGGAGGGAGACUCUGCUGCUAUAACUGAGGAUGAGGCCGUGCUGGUACUGGGCUAGGACCUCAACCCCAGGGAUUCCCAGGAAGCAGAACUCUCCAGAAGAAGGGCUUUGAUCAUUCCAGCUCCUCUGGGCUCUAGCCUCAGGCCUACCACUGAUCCUGCUACCCUCUUAAAGACCAGCCUGGUACCUGUCUUCCCACCAGCCAGGGCUCUGAGAUCAGAGCUGGGGUGGAAGGGAGCCACUCUGAACGCCACGCCUGGCCCAGUCAGUGCUGCCUGCGCUGCAUAUGAAAUAAAACCCACUACACACCAGGGA